This is a messenger RNA of Pararge aegeria (speckled wood butterfly), 1488 nucleotides long. RefSeq names its product putative serine protease K12H4.7. Gene Ontology annotation, biological process: proteolysis. The transcript is spliced from 11 exons. Gene Ontology annotation, molecular function: serine-type exopeptidase activity; dipeptidyl-peptidase activity. NCBI's taxonomy places the organism in Eukaryota, Metazoa, Arthropoda, Insecta, Lepidoptera, Nymphalidae. The record is from RefSeq and is a predicted model, not a curated record. The coding region runs from base 1 to 1488 and encodes 495 amino acids.
AUGUGGUGGAUUAUUUGCACCCUUCCUGUUGUGCUGGCUCUUCGGGACAUCGAGCCUCCAGCGCCUUCACCCGUGACGCGCAACACGCCUGUUGAGGGUUGGCUGACCGCUCGCUUGAACCAGUUCGAUGCCUCCAACACGGAGACGUUUCAGAUGCGCUACCUUUACAACGACGAGUUCGCCAACUCGUCCAACAUCGUGAUAUUCGUGGGUGGCGAGUGGGCGAUCUCAUCGGGCUGGGUGACAGGUGGGCUCGCUUACGAGCUGGCGGACAUGCUGCAGGCGGGGCUCUUCUACACGGAGCACAGAUACUACGGCCAGACCAGACCGACCAAUGAAACCAGUGUGCCCGACCUUCGCUACCUGAACGUGGACCAGGCGCUGGGCGACUUGGCGCAGUUCAUCCAGCACGUGCAGAGUGACAGCUUCGACAAUGGACGAUACAGGAAGGGCAGAGUGGCGCUGGUGGGCUGCUCGUACGCGGGCAGCAUGGCCACGUGGAUGCGACUCGCACACCCGCACCUGGUCACCGCUGCGCUGUCAGACAGCGGCCCGCUACACGCCCAGGAGGACUUCCCAGAAUACCUAGAAGUGAUAACCGAAGCGCUUCGCGCGCAAGGAAGCGAAGCGUGCGUGUCGAGCAUCGAGGCCGCCAUGCGAAGCGUCACCGACAUGCUGAACACUACGACAGAGGUGGACCGGGUUGGGCGGUUGUUCAACACCUGCGGCGCUCUCCAAGCCUCGUCGCCGCUGGACCUGGCCACGUUUUUCUGGUUCGGCAUCACGGAGACAUUCGCGUCGCUGGUGCAGUACGCGAAGCCGGGUGACAUAGCCACUGCUUGCAGCCGCAUUACCAACAGCAGUAUCAGUUCUGACCCGGUGGAACGCCUGGCCGCCUGGAUCACCUCGCAACCCUCGACUCAGCCGUGCAUCGAGUCCCGGUACAGCACGCAAGUGGCCGCCCACACCAACACCAGCUACGACUCCCCGCAGGCCACCAUGCGCCUCUGGACGUACCAGACUUGCGUGGAGUACGGCUGGUACCAGACCACCACGAGCUCUCGCCAGCCCUUCCUGUCGGCCGUGCCGCUGGAGUACUUCCACCAGAUGUGCGCAGACUUCUUCCCGAACCUCUUCGACACAGAGCUCCUGAGGUCGGGAGUUGCGCGGACCAACAACAUGUUCGCGGGGCUAAGCCAUCUUCCCGACCACGUGAUCUCGGUGUCGGGGGGCCACGACCCCUGGUCUCCAAUGGCACCCAACGCCACCCACGCCACCCCCCUGGCGCCAGUGUACGUGGUGCCGGGGGUGUCGCACUGCAGGGCUAUCAGGCCAACGAACAACAGUGAGACCGAAGAGCUGGAGGCGACGAAGCAUAAGAUCUUGUCGCAGAUGUACGCGCUCAUGACGGACGCCCGCGCUGCCGCACACCACCUCGUGUUAUCACCAGUGCUGCUUGUUUGGUUUGUCUUCUCUUUAGUAGUGUAA